GUUGGGACAUUGUACUGUCAUACCCACAGCAGUAGAAAUUCAGUUUAAGUAGGAGCACUCACAUUAUGUGGGAGAUACAGGGACGAUUAGGACGACUUGUGAAAAUGUUGACUAUAAAGCGGUUGUUGAGCACCGUGGUCCGAGCAUGUCCACUGCUUUCGAUUAAGCCGACGCGGGGACUUGUAGACGAGAAGCUUCAGAUCGUCGUGAGGAAUUUAAGACCAAAACAAGACGUGACACUUCACUCUGUACAUCAGUCAGAAGAUAAGGAUUUUUGGGAAGCCUUCGGACACUAUGUCAGCGACGGCAACGGCACCGUGACCGUGGCAAAGGACGCCAGUCUGAGCGGCACCUAUGUAGGUGUGGAGGCCAUGGGACUGAUGUGGAGUCUUCGGCCAGUGCCAGGGAGUCGAACAGGACUGAGAUUCCGAAAGAAAGAUGUCCUGUCACCACUGGUAUUCCACAUUUCUGUGCAUGAUGGACAUGUUUCUCAGGGUUUUACUCAGCUCACGCCAUUAGAGAGCCUUGUUAUAGAGCGAUGGUACAUGGCUCCAGGUGUACGAAGAUUCGAUAUCAGAGAGAGAGGUGUUCGAGGAACUUUGUUCAUACCUCCAGGCCCUGGCCCAUUCCCUGGUGUGCUGGAUAUGUGGGGAGGGGGUGGUGGACUGGUGGAGUAUCGAGCCGCCCUCCUGGCAUCACAUGGCUUUGCAUCAAUGGCGCUGGAGUAUCUGACUCCUGGUGAAUUAAAAAAACUAAAGGCUGAUGUCAAUUACUUUGAGACAGCAUAUCAAAUCCUGCAGAAUCAUGACAUGGUGCGGAGGGACAGGUUGGCUCUGUGUGGUCUCUCGUUUGGUGGCUGUAUCACCCUCUCUAUGAUUGUCUACUCCAAAAUCAUUCAGCCCCAGUGUUGUGUGUGCAUCAGUGGCAGUCAUAUUCCAGUCAUCAAAAAGUCUUUGAAUGAAACCUUUGAGGACCUAAAGAAGUAAAAAAAGGUGUCAUGGAACGCUCGCUCCCCCGAGUCAAGUGGUUGGGCCAGCCACGUGUAGUGGGAGGAUCUGUUUGUGGCCACACCUGCACACACCUGCACCUUAUUUGUUUGUAUGUACUUAAACCCCGUGUUGAAGUGUGCAGAGUGUUGGUCAUUGUUGAUGUAACGUGUUAAUAUUCUUUUCGUCAAUUGUUAAUCGGAUUUGUGUUUAUCGUGUGUAAUACGUGUGAGUGCCGAAGUCGUUAUAUGUAAAUAAAUGUUCGUCCACGUCAUGGGAGUCUGUGCAUCCUGCCCCUCGCCCUGCGACACUCGGUGGCCCUUAGUGGUUGGUGGUGAUGAUCAGAACUGGUCCACUCUGGAUAUUACUGAAGAUGUACCUGUGAUCACACCUGUGUACAUCAUUUACAAUUCUAUAACACACAUACAUAACCCAUAGGACAACACAAUAUAUUACUUUACUUGUUAUAACAAGAUUCAGAUUUAAGUUACAUAGCAUCCAUUGCCACAUGUCUGUUAUAAUACACAUUCACACCAUUUUGAACCCAAAAAACUCUGGGUCCUCUUUUCAAUAAGGAAUGCCAUUUGUCCAGUAUUUCCAUAGAAGGCCAUAACCAAGAUUAAAAAAUAUUAUGUAACCUAGAGUAAUUUUCAUACCAGUUAUAUGAUAGGUUAUAUGUUAGCCCAUUUACUAAUACAUACACAUUGAAUCAACAAAGUGAUAAACCUGGAUUUUCUCAAUUUCAUGUAAAUUAGUUGUGAAGCCAGGUUGUCUUUGGUUAACCUGCCUAGCUAGCUGUCUUCCACACAGAUACACUGAGACCCCUCGCCAAGACACAUUAUGGGAAUCAAUCCUUAUGUCAGUCAUUGGGUCAAAAUGCUUCUUCUAAGUCACAAAGUGGGUUGGAAAUAAACCAGCAUCUUAGUAUACACUUACCAAUCACUUUAUUAGAAACACUUUGUAAGUGGACCACUAAGGUCUAUAGCCCUUGGUCUUGUUUCAGAAGUUCCCCCAUCCUCUAGCCUUUUCUGGUCAGUUUUUGACCAUAGAACCCCUGUUAGCUGUGUAUUUUUGUAUGGUGGAAUACCCUCUUAACUCAGCACUGGCACUGAUGUAUAAAUCCCCCCACAACACUGCUGUGCCUGGUAAACCUGAAGCAGCACAAGAGUCUCUACUGUGCCACUUCCAUGUCAGUGUAUUUGGAUGUUGUAAGAAUGGCACAACAACCAAAUAAUAUCCACUCAGCAGUGAACCUGUGAUAAAAACAGGAUGUGAACAUCGUAGAGGGUAGCUGGAAAAAUGUGUAUGACAAGAUAGGCCCAGUGUCUGUAUAAAACCUGUUUAAAAUGCAUCUACAAAAUAAAGUGUUGAGGAGGGCUAUAGAUUUAAAUAUUCAAGAUACAAAAAAAUCCACAUUUCAAAGCUCAUGUGCAAAAUCGCAACUCUAAUGCACAGCUGAGUUGAACAGUUGAACUGAGUUCAGAUCAGUUUUGAGUUAUGACUUUGCACAUGAACCAUUUCAAAUCUAGAAAAUGUAGAUUGAAAUGUAGAUACAAAGGAGAGAUCUUUUUCUGGUGUUAAUGAGUAGAAUGUAGAUUUGAGGUGAUAUUAGGUGUCUUGUGGAUGAGUUUGAUUGACUAAUUGACUAACCUGACCUCAUAAUCUCUUAAUAAACUGACCCAAAUAUAAUCUGUACAUAUGGUUAUGGUUAGGUUAGGCAUCAUCUCAUGAUAAGUGUAACACAUGGUCCAUUUCCCUUAGAUACAACACAUACAUACAUACACACCUUUUAAUAUUACACUUGUUCAUGCUGAGAGAUAUAUAUUUUUUAUUAUUAUUAUAAAAAAGACAGAUCUUGCUUUCUGAUUUGUGUGCGUGUGUGUGUAU
Molecule: messenger RNA, 2873 nt
Organism: Electrophorus electricus (electric eel)
Lineage: Eukaryota; Metazoa; Chordata; Actinopteri; Gymnotiformes; Gymnotidae
Product: peroxisomal succinyl-coenzyme A thioesterase-like
Biological process (GO): acyl-CoA metabolic process; fatty acid metabolic process
Molecular function (GO): fatty acyl-CoA hydrolase activity
Source: RefSeq, a predicted model, not a curated record